CCAGAUUUCGGCGGGUCAAACCGGCGCGAGGAGGCUGCGGCGGACUUUCUGAAAUGGGACACGGCACAGCCUGGAGCUAAAUUAGCCGCGAUGUCCAAUAAGAGUAAGUCCCAGUCGCAGCAGCAGCAGCAGCCGCAGCCGCAGCAUUAUCAGCAGCAACAGCAACAGCAGCAGCAGCAACAUUCUCCGCACGUGAUCAAACCAGUGGACCAACUGCCGCCGCGCUAUCAGCCCCCGCCGCAGCCUACCAGCGGCAUCUUGAAGAAUCAUCUACACUUCACCAACGGAAGUACAUCGGCGCCAGGCUUGGUUCAGACCGGCAGUAAUCAAGGUCCGGGCGCGGCCUUGAACCAUCAUCAGACAACGCAGCCGCGCACGUUGCCGCCUCUCCCGUCGUCUUCGCAGCAUCAUCAGCAGCAGCAGCAUCAAUCGCAGCAGCCAACUCAAUCGCAGCAGCAAUCACAGCAGCAGCCACCAUCGAAGGAUGCGCAGAGCAAGUACUCGCCGAGGAUAGAGCAUCAUCAUCAUCAUCAUCCCCAACCGGGUAACCCGUUGAUCGCUGCCGCGUCGGCGGCAGCGUCUAAGAGUCAACAACAGCCACAGCCUUCUACCUACCUCCAGCCUAAGCUCGGCCAAGGUCAGUACUUGCCACCCAGCAGUCAGUAUCCGGCGGUGAACAACGGCCAGAGUACGCCAGUCAGGCAGAGGAUCAGCGACGACGAAUUUCUGCGACUCGGCCCUGUGGAGAUGCUUAAGUUCGUGCGGAAGACCGAGAGUGACAUCGCUAGGCUCGCCGCCGAGCAGAAUCGCCAGAUACAGAACUUGCUGAAUGAGCUGCGGUUGCUGAAAGAAGCCAACCAAAGACUGAACGACGAUAAUCAGGAAUUGCGCGAUCUUUGCUGCUUUUUGGACGACGAUCGUCAAAAGGGUCGCAAGCUAGCGAGAGAGUGGCAGAGGUUUGGCCGAUACACAGUGAGCGUUAUGCGACAGGAAGUCUCGGCUUACCAGAAUAAGUUACGUCAACUGGAUAAUAAAAAGCAGGAAUUAAUGAAAAACAAACUGAAGCUAAAACACCAGAGAAUAGAUAUAAGCGAAAACGGGGACGGGUCGAGUUCGAGCACGAAGGCCGAGGAGACUGCGCCGCCGAGGCCGAGGCACACUUCCACAUUUAACGACCAAACAAUGCAAUACGUGAGGAGCUUGGAGCAACGGGUGAAGCAAUUAGAAGAAGACAAGAGUGUUCUCCAGGCCAGAGCGCAAGGUUGGGAAGUGCUUCCAUCAGGUGAAGUUUGGGAUAGUCCUGCGAGCCCGAACGACAAUACUCACUUAGGAAGCCGACCGGAGGCCGUAGUGCGUGCUCUCCAAGUUCUCGAGGUUAGAGAACAACUGGAAAGAGAAGAAGGUCAUGAUGGUGAAAAGGCGUUAGUUAGAGAAAUGUGCAAUGUCGUUUGGCGGAAAUUGGAAGAAGGUCCGCAAGCAAGGCAUUAAUGAUUGUGCCGGGAGAAACUAUGGGUGAAUUUUGGAGCGCUGUUAAUAUGUAACAAUAAAUUCUAACAUACACGAUGUAAAGAUAGUAUUAUAGUGGAUAAUACAUUUGCUCUUUAUUGCUGCACUGAACUGCACUAAUUGUAAGACUAAUUGAGAUUUUUUAUCUCGAUUUCGCCAAACUUUAAAUAUAUAUCUAUUUCGUUUUAAGUACAAUAUAAAGUGUAUAUUAGUUCAGCAACAAAGAACAGAUCUGCCUUGG
Acromyrmex echinatior (Panamanian leafcutter ant) is the source of this 1747-nucleotide messenger RNA. RefSeq names its product coiled-coil domain-containing protein 85 (gene Ccdc85). The record is from RefSeq and is a predicted model, not a curated record. Lineage: Eukaryota; Metazoa; Arthropoda; Insecta; Hymenoptera; Formicidae.